UGUGACAAAGAUAGAAAAAAUAUGAAAUCAGGAAGGGGGCUGAUCCACAUUAGUAGAUAUUUAGUGCACAUUAGUGUUAAAAUGUAUUGCUAAAGUUAUGUUUGAACAGUGAUUGUGAAAGAAAAAAAAAGUUGGUCUUGGUCGUCUCUUCAUUCUAAGGUCACGUAGGCCCACAAAUGUAAUGUUGUUUAUUUUUUCUUGUAAGUUACAAAGCGAGGGCAGUCUUUAUGACAGUCAUUUUGAUAUAAGAAAAGGCAACUGAAAAAUAGAACAUCCAUCAUGCACAUCAACAUAAUGAAUAUUAAAUAAAGAUGUAAAAAAAAAUUAAAGAUGGAAAGAGGCUUGAUUAAUAUGUGUGAUGGGUUGUGUCUGGGGAAUACUGAAACAUCAUAUAUUCUAUGAAAUUCAUGUCUUUUCUGUCAGGGUGGCACAUCUCCACCUGCCUCCCCCGUCAGUACCACUUUGUUGCUGAUGCAAAGAAUUGGACUGACGCUCAGACCUACUGCAGGCAGACAUACACAGACCUGGUUACCAUUCAAAAUGCUGAAGAGCUGGAUGAAUUCAUCAGCACACUUUCAUCUGCUGGUUACAAUUCUGAGGUCUGGAUUGGUCUGUACAAUGAGAUAGACUGGAAGUGGUCAAAUGGGUACACAGGGAUUGGGGCUGAUUAUCAGACGUGGACAUCUGGAACACAGCAGAAUCCUGAAUUUGUUUUUGUAAAUGAAAUAAGUAGUUGGUCCAGUGCUCAGAGGUACUGCAGGGAGAACUACAUCGAUCUAGCCACUGUGACCAGCGAUGGAGAGAACCAGAAGCUGCAGAUGAUAAGCUCAGCAUGGAUCGGUCUAUAUAGAAAUCCAAAUGUUCUUUGGUCUGAUGGAAGCAGCUUCUUCUACAGCAACUUUAACUAUGGUCCAAACCGAAUUCGCUCAAUGACAGUCACUUGUGGAUUUUCAUCCCUGCAGAGUUCAGGAACAUGGAAUUUUUGGCCUUGUAAAACAAAAUUACCAUUUGUCUGUUACUACGACCCUCCAGUCUCACAUAGGCAGAUGCUGAAGCUGAGCAUAAAUCUGGACCCCUCUCUGGAACUUAACAUGAAUGUGAAAGAAGACCUGCUGAAAAUGAACAAACAUUAUCUAUCUCAGCUCCAGGAGAGACUGAAGGAGAAAGGAAUAAGUGGUGGAGUAACUCUGAAAUGGAGAAAGCAGUCUGAUGGGAAGGUUUUCCACAAGGAUGAGGAUGCAACCACUGUGAAUCCAUCCUGUGAACAGAUACUGACUUAAAUAACGUCAGUAUGUUGAUCAGAGAUGCUGUAUGCUUUAUGUUGAGUAGCCUAUUUUUGUGCAUCUGUUCUUAGCAGAUUAUUCUUUCUUAGCUUAACUAACGUUAUUGAUAAAAAGCCUAUCACAUUUCUUUAAAUCAUGCAGAUGUACCGAUCUCUGAUCACCCUACAUAUCCCCACACCAUCCACUGCAUGUUUUAUGGAACACAAUGAAUCAGUGAACUGAAACAAAAAUGUUGCUAACAGAAAAAAAAAUCUAUUUAAAUACUUCAUCAGCAUUUACAUUAGUGGCAGAUUUUUGAUGAGCGCCGCUGCAUGAGUGACUGAUGAAAAAAAGUCAUUCACAUUCCUCCCAUAUUGCUGCAUCUCACUGAUAAUUUGGGAGUUAUUUUGUUUUCCUUUUAGGAGUUUUGCAGGCCGGACUAAGAGAUCUUCAUCCAUGUGUGCUGUAGCUAGUCACUUAGUUUUUUCCUCAUUAAUAUUACUGUGUGAAGUGUGGUAAUAAAGGUUUUCACAAAAGUCUGUUUAAAAUGCAUUAAACAGACUCUUCUGGA
Molecule: messenger RNA, 1833 nt
Organism: Oreochromis niloticus (Nile tilapia)
Lineage: Eukaryota; Metazoa; Chordata; Actinopteri; Cichliformes; Cichlidae
Product: putative C-type lectin domain family 20 member A
Exons: 5
Coding region: 399-1280 (293 amino acids)
Source: RefSeq, a predicted model, not a curated record